AAAAUAGAUUAUUGCCGAAACUUUACCAAACCAAGCAAUACAUCGGGUAACCAAAUUAAAUCUCUCCCAAAUUCCGUAUCACAUUCGGCACAUAUUCGUUAAUCAUCCCAUCCUCAACAUGAUUACUACACAUUUCUCUUCCCUAAUUUCUUUUCAUUUUUAUUUAUCUUUUUAACUGACCAUCUAAAAUACCUCCACACACAUCUUCCACGUACACAGAAUCUCAAUCUCAAGCUCUCUCGUUCAUGGAGGAUGAAGAUGCUAAAAAUGACACUUCUCCUCCUCAGCUCGACAUAGAGAACGAAGGCUCGUUGUUCGAUCGCCGAGAUUUUCGGAACGUCAACGACGACGUGUCCGGCAUGAACUCCGGCCGCUCUCUUCAUGAACCGCUGCUGCUGAAGAACCGCAAGAAUACGACGUCGCAGAUUGCGAUUGUUGGCGCCAAUGUUUCGCCGAUCGAGAGCCUUGAUUAUGAGAUUAUUGAAAAUGAUCUAUUUAAGCAGGAUUGGAGAUCAAGGAAAAAGAUUCAGAUUUUUCAGUAUGUUGUACUCAAGUGGACACUGGCAUGCCUUAUCGGAAUAAGUACAGGAUUUGUUGCUUUCUGCAAUAACUUAGGAGUGGAAAAUCUUGCCGGUUUCAAGCUUCUACUCACUAAUGAUCUUAUGCUUAAAGAAAGGUAUUAUCUGGCUUUUGUAGCAUAUGCUGGUUGCAACGUGUUUUUAGCAAUUUGUGCUGGAGUCCUGUGUGCUUACAUUGCCCCUGCAGCAGCAGGCUCUGGCAUACCUGAGGUUAAAGCAUAUCUUAAUGGUGUAGAUGCUCAUUCAAUCUUGGCUCCAAGUACUCUCUUUGUCAAGAUUUUCGGCUCUAUCUUUGGUGUUGCUGCUGGAUUUGUUUGUGGUAAAGAAGGACCCAUGGUACACACUGGAGCUUGCAUAGCCAACUUGCUUGGACAGGGAGGUUCACGCAAGUACCAUUUGACUUGGAAAUGGCUCAGGUUUUUCAAAAAUGACAGGGACCGUAGAGAUUUGAUCACUUGUGGAGCAGCUGCUGGUGUGGCGGCUGCCUUUCGUGCUCCAGUUGGCGGAGUUCUCUUUGCUCUUGAAGAAGCAGCCUCAUGGUGGCGGAGUGCUCUUCUGUGGAGAACCUUUUUCACAACUGCUGUAGUGGCUAUGGUACUGAGAUCUCUCAUAUCAUUUUGUAAGAGUGGCAAAUGCGGGCUAUUUGGAGAAGGUGGUCUCAUCAUGUUCGAUAUGGAUUCCGCAGUAACUAAUUAUACUGUGCCAGAUCUUCUGGCAGUUAUAGUACUUGGAGUUGUUGGUGGUAUCUUUGGAAGUUUUUACAACUAUCUCGUCGACAAGGUCCUUCGAACUUAUAGCAUCAUUAAUGAGAGAGGUCCAGCUUAUAAGCUUUUGCUCGUCAUUACCGUCUCUCUUCUCACAUCUUGUUGCUCAUACGGUCUUCCGUGGUUCACAGAAUGCACUCCCUGUCCACCAGGUCUGGAAGCUCAAUGCCCAACCAUAGGCCGUUCGGGAAACUAUAAGAACUUUCAAUGUCAACCAGACCAUUAUAACGACCUGGCCUCCCUAUUCCUUAAUCCCAAUGAUGAUGCUAUUCGCAACUUAUUUAACUCUAGCAAUCCUAGAGAGUUUCGCCUUUCUUCCCUUCUUAUAUUCUUUUCUGCUAUGUUCUUACUUGGUAUAGUUACUUAUGGUAUUGCCGUUCCUGCCGGGCUCUUUAUACCUGUCAUACUUGCUGGAGCAUCUUACGGACGGGUUGCAGGAACCCUCUUUGGCCAUAUCUCCAACCUCAAUGUAGGGCUCUUUGCUCUGCUUGGGGCUGCCUCUUUCCUUGGUGGCACAAUGAGAAUGACAGUAUCACUUUGUGUCAUUCUUCUCGAGCUCACCAAUAAUCUCUUGAUGCUUCCACUUGUGAUGCUUGUGCUCCUUGUUUCUAAAACUGUUGCUGAUAGUUUCAAUAAGGGUGUUUAUGACCAAAUAGUGAUGAUGAAGGGUCUGCCUUAUUUGGAAGCUCAUGCUGAACCCUACAUGAGAAACUUGGUAGCAGGGGAUGUUGUUUCUGGACCUUUAAUAGAGUUUAGUGCUGUAGAGAGAGUUGGUAACAUAUAUCAUUCUUUGAAGAUGACAAAACAUCAUGGGUUUCCAGUUAUUGACGAGCCUCCUUUUGCAAGUGCCCCAGAAUUGUGCGGACUUGUUUUGAGGUCUCACUUGCUCGUUUUGCUCCACGGAAAGAGGUUUACCAAGCAAAGGGAGUUGUCUGGAAAAGAAUUAUUAAGUAAGUUUCAGGCCUCUGAUUUUGCGAAGGCCGGAUCAGGGAAGGGGCUCAAACUAAAAGAUUUGGAUCUCACCGAAGAAGAAAUGGAAAUGUUCGUCGAUCUUCACCCUAUCACCAAUACAUCUCCAUACACAGUUGUAGAGACAAUGUCGUUGGCCAAAGCUGCAGUCUUGUUUAGAGAGGUUGGCCUUAGGCACCUGUGUGUGGUGCCAAAGUCACCAGGGAGGCCGCCUAUUGUUGGUAUCCUGACGAGGCACGACUUCAUGCCAGAGCACAUAUUGGGGCUCUACCCACAUAUCAAUCCCCACAAGUAAAUCCAGCAAGUUGAUUUUUUUAUUAUAUUCUCAUAGAUAUCGUUGUGUAACUAGAAUGAUUAUUUAUUGGCAAGUACAUACUUUAGUGAACUUAUAUCUGCUUAUGAGACAAAUUAAUAAUAGAGGUGUACUUUCAGUGCCUAAUAAAAAUAAUACAAGAGGGUUGCAUCUUC
Messenger RNA from Daucus carota subsp. sativus, 2779 nucleotides. Its product is annotated as chloride channel protein CLC-c. Gene Ontology annotation, cellular component: plant-type vacuole membrane; intracellular membrane-bounded organelle. Lineage: Eukaryota; Viridiplantae; Streptophyta; Magnoliopsida; Apiales; Apiaceae. The transcript has 7 exons. Bases 246 to 2606 code for a protein of 786 amino acids. Gene Ontology annotation, biological process: transmembrane transport; chloride transport. Gene Ontology annotation, molecular function: voltage-gated chloride channel activity. The record is from RefSeq and is a predicted model, not a curated record.